UUCAACUAAAGGCUGACAAACAGGUAGAUGGGGAGAGAGCGAGAGAAAGAGAAAGAGAGAGCAGAGGGCAGUGAGAGAGAGAGAGAAAGAGGGGAUUUGAUUGACAGCCAGAGUGUCCGGAGACUGAGAAGUACAGUAUGAACAUGAAGAGCGUUUAUAUAGUGAGCGCCCGGGGCCCUUGGUGCUCAGCCCAUUAAUAACCCGCGAUAUACAGAAGCAGCGCAGCGGCGCUGAAGAGACUCCGCAGCCGGACAAACUCCCAGACGGAAGACAAUCACUCCUCCUGGAAGCACCAGCAAGCCAUUUUAACUCCCCGAAUCGACAUCUUCACGUACGCUACGGUUAUCUGCUACAGUUUCACUCUUGGCUUCUGUUUUGUUUUCAUCGUUGAGUUUUGCUUUGCGGUAACCUUGCCCACACAGCGGGCGACAAUGCAUUGCCAAGCCGAGUUAAGGCUCUCUUCUCCCGGGCAGCUGAAAGCAGCCAGGCGGCGCUACAAGACUUUUAUGAUUGACGAAAUACUAUCUAAGGAGACCUGCGAUUACUUUGAGAAACUUUCCUUGUAUUCAGUGUGCCCUUCUCUCAUCGUCCGACCCAAACCCCUGCACUCAUGUUCCGGCUCCUCCAUCCGGGGUUACCCGCUCCUGUCUGUCAUCACGCGGCAGCCCCCCAGCGUACCUCACCUGUCCCAGCCCUCGCCCCCGUUCUCCCUGGCCUCCCCUCAGUCGCACGCUGGCGAGCCGCUCUGCAGCGAGACCCCUGUCAGCGUUAGCAGCGAGUCGGAGGCGGAGCACGGCGCCCCCCGGCUGAAGAAACCGCGCAGGAGCCGCACCAUCUUCACCGAGCUGCAGCUCAUGGGCCUGGAGAAGAAGUUCCAGAAGCAGAAGUACCUCUCCACCCCUGACAGGUUGGACCUCGCCCAGUCGCUGGGCCUCACGCAGCUACAGGUCAAGACUUGGUAUCAGAACCGACGCAUGAAGUGGAAGAAAAUAGUCCUCAAAGGGGGACAGGAAGCCCCCACCAAGCCAAAAGGUAGGCCGAAGAAGAACUCCAUCCCCACCACGGAGGAAAUCGAGGCGGAGGAGCGGCUGGCCCGGCUGGUGGAGGAGGAGAAGGCCCACAGGGGCGCAGCGUGCAAGGGGGACGAGCCACACUCGGAGCCCCAGGACCUGAGCGUGGUGGGGGGCACAGAGCCACGUGGCACAGCACCGGCGGGGGAGCGCGUGUCAGAACCGGUACCGUCACUGCAGCCAGACAUGUGCGCGGCGAGUUAAGGGUGCGGACUGGGCCAGACCCGGUUCCCAUGAGCACUUGCUGCCGAGAGCACUGCCAAAGUGACCUGCUGGGGUUCAGACGUCCGGCCAGGUUUGAACACAACGGGCAGGCAGAGGAUGGGGGGAGCAGGAUUUUUACACCUUACAGUACAGUAUUCCUUGCAAAAAACAGAAACCAAAACACUGCACUGCUCCCACAAAGGGAUCAGCUGACCCUCCCAUGCCGGUGUCCUGAAUGCCAUACAGCCUCUUCCUCAGAAGCCCGUCCUUUGUGUUGUGACUCCUCCACAGGAGGAAAGUGUCCCAAGUCCUGGGGCAUCCAACCCCCCCCGCGUUAUGUCAGCUUGUAAAUAUUGCGUGUCUUUAUGCGUCCGUGUGUGUUCAUACACACGGUGCAUUUGUAAAAUCUUUACACUGGCAAAGGUGCCUUUAGGUCGAACGAUUUUUAAAACUUUACGAUACCCUAGCGAGCCAGGAAAAAUAAAGCGUAAUUAAAAUAUUUUAGAAAUUAUACCUUUUAUAUAAUAUUUUGACUUUUUAGUGUGAAGCUCAGUUGUCGGUGCUCUCUUUAAAAACUGAACAGGCAAAGGCACAUGAAAAAUGAAAUGGAACGUGUAACAUCAUGAAUUAUUAAUGCAGUUUCCCCGAGUGCAGCUUCAUACAGCUUUUUCUAUACUGUGUGUUUGACAGUUCUCGUGCCAGUGUUUUAAUGAGACCCUAACAUUAACCAGGAAGUAUCCAGUAAUUCUGAUUUACUGCGUUUCCAUAUUAAUUUCAAUUCAGUAGUAUCUGGCAAAGUACCGAUAUCAGCGGGAGCAGACUGCUGCACGGGCACCUGUACCUGUAAUCAAGUUAUUUUCUAUGGAACAAACUACGUGAUUUAAAAAAUAUGCAUUUGGAAAGUAUUUCAUUUUGAUUCGGCUGAAAGAAAAAGUGUUGCGUUUUCUUUGUGUUGGUUGUUUUGACACUGCACUGAUUGUAUUGCCAAGAGGAAAGAUUCUUAAGCUGUCAGAGACCCAGAAAAGAAUAAAUCUCCCCCCCCCCCUGCCAGUGAAGCAGAGAAACUGCCAAACAUUUGAAAACAUUUUAAAGAUGUUUUCAGCCUUCGGGCCCCGACAUGAGCAUCCAGAUACUUUAAACCCCCUUGUCUGUGAAUGACAGACGGACUCCCAGUAUACACUUCCCUGUAUAAAAAUGUCUCACCCGCUUGCCAGCAAGUCUAUUUUCCGAUUUGGAAACCAUUUCUUUUUCUUUUUUAAAUAUUCCUGUUUGUAAAAAUAAAACAUUUCGGAAAAAGGUCUAUUUUUGUUUCAUAUAAAGCCGUGUAAUAUUUUUCUGAUGUAAAUACUGUGCUUGUUGGGAAAAUUUAAUGACUUGUUUUGGAAUGAACAAUUACAAGUGUUUGCUGAAAAUGUACUAUUUUGUUCCAGAAAGCUAUGAUGUAAUUUCUAUUGUACAUGAGUGACAGUUUGCAUAUUUAAAUACAUUUAAUAAAAUUGCAUAUCAAAAGCCUUUGAAAA
Molecule: messenger RNA, 2794 nt
Organism: Paramormyrops kingsleyae
Lineage: Eukaryota; Metazoa; Chordata; Actinopteri; Osteoglossiformes; Mormyridae
Product: homeobox protein BarH-like 2
Biological process (GO): regulation of DNA-templated transcription
Molecular function (GO): DNA binding; DNA-binding transcription factor activity, RNA polymerase II-specific
Source: RefSeq, a predicted model, not a curated record